This is a messenger RNA of Ictalurus punctatus (channel catfish), 4912 nucleotides long. RefSeq names its product ribosome binding protein 1b (gene rrbp1b). The transcript has 27 exons. The record is from RefSeq and is a predicted model, not a curated record. Gene Ontology annotation, biological process: protein transport. The coding region runs from base 163 to 4332 and encodes 1389 amino acids. NCBI's taxonomy places the organism in Eukaryota, Metazoa, Chordata, Actinopteri, Siluriformes, Ictaluridae. Gene Ontology annotation, cellular component: endoplasmic reticulum membrane.
CAAUCAGCUCUCGAGAAGCCUCUCCGUUGUCCAGCCCACACCUCGGGCGCGUUGCCAACUCACAGAAAGUGCCACGACUCCAGACUCAGCGGCUGUUCCGAGUCAGUGAAAAAACGUCGGACGUCGGAAACGGGAUCUUCGGUGGAACAGGACUGAGCAAAGAUGGAUGUGUACGACCCUCAGACCCUCGGCAUCAUGGUGUUUGGCGGCUUCAUGGUGGUUUCUGCUAUCGGAAUCGCCCUGGUCUCCACUCUUUCCAUGAAGGAGACUUCUUAUGAGGAAGCCCUGGCUAAGCAGCGCCGUGAACUGGCCAUGGCUCAGCCCCAACGUGUGGACAAGAAGAAGAAGGCAGCGGAGAAGAAAAGCAAAGCCAAAAAGAAGGAGGAGAAGCCGAACGGGAAGCUUCCCGAACAGGAGGCACAGAACGACUCGGGCCAUGAACCGGCUUCAGAAACUAGCGAACCAGAACCUGAAUCUGAGCCUGAGGUCGCUGCUGCACCUGCGACUGUACCUGUACCUGUUGCUCCAGUGAUCCCAGAGCCCAAAGCUGAGGUUGAGGUGGCAGUGACGAAGCCUGCUGUAGCAGCAGCCCCACCUGCACUUUCCCCAAAGGAUAAGAAGAAGAGGAAGGUUGCGAAGGUGGAGCCAGCCCCUGCUAAACCUGUCGAAGUUGCCUCAGAGACCGUCACCAAAGCGCCGGCCCCUAAGAAUGCCAAGGACUCCGCCUCUAAGGACUCAGCUGCCAAGAGUACAAAGGAACCUGUUGCUAAGGGUGCCAAAGAACAUGGUGCUAAGGAAGCAACUCCUAAGGGGACCAAGGAACCUGUUGCUAAAGAAGCGGCUCCUAAAGGGACCAAGGAACCUGUUGCUAAAGAAGCGGCUCCUAAGGGGACCAAGGAACCUGUUGCUAAAGAAGCGGCUCCUAAGGGGACCAAGGAACCUGUUGCUAAAGAAGCGGCUCCUAAGGGGACCAAGGAACCUGUUGCUAAGCAAGUGGCUCCUAAGGUCACCAAGGAACCUGUUGCUAAAGAAGCGGCUCCUAAGGUCACCAAGGAACCUGUUGCUAAGGAAGCAGCUCCUAAGGGGACCAAGGAACCUGUUGCUAAAGAAGCGGCUCCUAAGGGGACCAAGGAACCUGUUGCUAAAGAAGCGGCUCCUAAGGGGACCAAGGAACCUGUUGCUAAAGAAGCGGCUCCUAAGGGGACCAAGGAACCUGUUGCUAAGCAAGCGGCUCCUAAGGGGACCAAGGAACCUGUUGCUAAGCAAGCGGCUCCUAAGGUCACCAAGGAACCUGUUGCUAAAGAAGCGGCUCCUAAGGUCACCAAGGAACCUGUUGCUAAGGAAGCAGCUCCUAAGGGAACCAAAGAACCUGUUGCUAAAGAAGCCGCUCCCAAGGGGACCAAAGAACCAGCUGCAAAGGUGGCAAAGGAAGCCAUCACUAAAGAACAAGCCACAAAGGUUGCUAAGGAACCAAGUUCCAAGGGUACUCAAGAACCUGUCACCAAACAGCAAGUUGGAAAAGUUUCUAAAGAACCUGCUGCUAAGGAAUCGGCCACUAAAGCCGCCAAGGAGCCUGUUCCUAAAGAAUCAGCUGCUAAGGCAGUCAAGGAACCUGUCGGUAAGGAAUCGGCUCCAAAGACUUCCAAAGAAUCAGGAGCCAAGUCUGCAAAAGAAUCAAAUGUUAAAAUGGCUAAGGAACCAGCUCCCAAGGGCGCCAAGCAGCCAGCUGUUGCUGUUGUGGCCGAGGUUGCCCCGGUGACGAUUAUUCCAGCAAAAGCUGAGCCACCCAAACCUGAAGCCUCUUCCAAGAAGAAGUCAAAAAAGAAGGCGGAGGCAGCUGCUGCUGUGGAUGUUGCAGAUGUGCCCCUGCUGUUGCCGUUUAAUACUCUGGUCUCCACCCUGAGCAGCUCCAGUUUCAGCGACUCGGAGACGCAGAAGCUUUUGGAGAUCGUCAGCGACAAGGCGGGAGCCGACACAUGGCAGCUGGCAUCUCAGAAAGGUGACCCCUUGGCAGCUCUGAAGAAGCAGCUGGAGGAGAAAGACAAGCUCCUGUCUGCUGAGCAGGAGAACGCCGCUGCGUCCAAGACGCGCAUACGCGAGCUCACUAAGGAGUUAAACAGCGAGAAGAGCAAGAUGGCUUCGGUGGAAACUCGGCUGAGCUCGGAGCUGAGCGCUCGCGAGCAGGAGAUCGGCGCGCUGCACGCCCGCAUGAAGGCUUCCUACGACGAACACACGCAGCAGACCCAGAAGCUCAACAGCAAGAUCCAGAGCCUGCAGGAUCAGCUGGAGAACGGUCCCGCCGCCCAGCUGGCCCGCCUGCAGCAAGAAAACACCAUCCUGAGAGAUGCUCUGAACCAAGCCUCCAGCCUCACAGAGAGCAUGCAAAACGCUGAGCUGGUAAAGCUGCGCCAGGAUGUUGUGCGUCUGGGCCGAGAGCUGAGCGAGCGCACAGACGCCCAACACGCCGAGGAUGAGCGUCGGAAAGCGCUGGAAUCCAAAAUGGCCGCCACCGAGGAGCAGCUGGCGCAGGUCAAGGCGGGGCGCGCGGAGGCCGAGCAGGCUCUGCAGCAGACGUUGGAGAAGGUCAAGACGGAGUUGCGUCAAGCGCAGAACGACGGCGCUACCCUGCAGGCUCAGCUGCAGCAAGCGCAACAGGAAGGCAGCCUGCUCAGCGAGCUGCAGGAGCGUGUGCGUGGUACAGAGGCGGAGCUCAAGGACAGGUGUGCAGAGCUGGAGGCUGUGAAAGCUCAGCUCGUUCAGGUAGAGCAGGACGCACAGGAACAAGUCCUUGUGGAAGUACAGGCCCCACUGCAGUCUGCUGCACCGCAGGCGGAGAAUUCUGAGGAACUGCAGCAGCUGAAGAACAGUAUAAAGGAGAAGGAGGAUUUGGUCACGUCUCUAAAAGAACAACUUGAGAAGAUGAAAACAAGUGCAGAGGAGAAGGAGAGCUCGGUGCAUCAGCUACAGGACAGUCUCGCACAGCGAGAGAGCAAUGUCUCGGCGCUGGAGGAGGAGCUGAAGCAGAUGAGGGAACAGACGGAGCAGCAGAAAUCUACGACCGAGAGCUUGGUGCUGCAGCUGCAGGACAGCCUCGCGGCACGAGAGAACAACGUCUCGGCUCUGGAGGAGGAGCUGAAGCAGUUGAGAGAGGAGAUGAAGCAGCAGGAGGAGGCGGCCGAGAUCGCAGAGGCCGAGCAGCCGUUUGAGAACUUGGAGAAAGACGCUCGCCUGAUUACUCUGGAGGAGGAGCUCCAGCAGCUGAGGGGGCAGGUGGAGCAGACGAAGGCCGAGAGCAAGGAGCUUCAGGAGAAGAACGAACGGCAGCUCGACGUUCUCCGGUCGGAGACCAAGAACGCUCUCCAAACACUCUUUCCUCACAUCGCCGUUGAAACCGAACAGAGUAACUGGUUGGAGGCGUUCACACUCGAAGCACAGGAGACGCUCAGACACAGCCUACAGGAAGAGUCUGAAGAAAAAGACGCAGCACUGACAGACGCUCUACAGAAGUUAAAGGAAGCAGAGGAGAGUCAGAGUGCACUACAUGUCCAAUGUGAGCAGUACAGAGCCACCCUCAGUGAAACGGAGGGCAUACUGCAGGAUUUGCAGAACAGUGUGCAGGACGGAGAGGCCACAUGGAAGUCCAGGAUCUCUGCGGUCGAGGAAGAGCGGCAGGCGGCCCUGGUUCAGUUGAAGGAGCUGGAGGAGACCGUGGAGGCACUGAGGUCCGAGAACCAAAGCACAGAACAGCUAAAAGGGCAGGUGAUGCUGCUCGAAGCACAGCUGGAGAAACAGCUGGAGUCAGUCAGCUUCAGCCAGAGCUGUGCUGAGGAGGUGGAGAAGCUAAAGACAUUGUUAACAGCCACUCGGAGUCAGCUAGAGGCGGCCCAAUCAGACGCUCAGAAACAGCGCACCGAGCUCUCAGCGGUCAGACAGCAACUGCAGGCAGUGACCGAGCACACGCAGAGCAACGAGGACACGCAGCCCAGCCAGGCUCGGGCACAGCUGGAGCAGGCAGAAGUCCGACUGCAGACAGAGGCCAGCGUGCGCAAGCAGGCGGAGCACAACUACGGCCAGGCGCAGAAGUGUGUGAUCGACCUGGAGGCUCAGGUGGAGGAGCUGAAGACUACAGGAGAAGGAGCCACCACUGAGCUCAAGGAGAGGUUGGAGAAGGAGGUGAAGCUGACGCAGGAGCUCGCAGAGACCUCGGCGACACUCGAGCAGAAACUGAGCGCCGCUCAGGAGGACCUGACCAAAGAGAAAGAGGUGGUGAAAAGCCUGCAGGAGCAGCUACAGGAAAAAGUGCAGCAGCAGGUGCUGUUCUCUUCCCAGUGACCUCUGAGUCUGUUUAGGCUGCCAGUUCAUUUUGGAAGGAGAAGAGCUGAAGGAAGGAACCUCUGUGUGACGUCUCGGCAGGAAGGAGGAGAAGCCGAACCACCCCAAAAAACAAAACCCACAAAAAGCCUUAAUUUUUUUUUCUUUGUUCUUGUCUCUGUAAUCGUUUGUAUACUGUAUUAAGAGGAGCACAAAGGGAGGAUGGGAGUGACACCGGGGUCCAAACACAAGUUUAAUGACUGAUUUAUAUUUUUAGUGGAAUUCUUCUUUACAUGUGGUCUAUUAUUAUUAUUAUUAUUAUUAUUAUUAUUAUUAUUAUUAUUUUUAUUAGAGUUUUUUUUUUCCGACAACGUCCAAGACUCUUCACAUUCCUCCGACUGUCAGUGUUACGAAGAAAGGGCAAAGUGCAUGUGCGUCAGACGCACGCUCCUGUGCAAUCACUUACAAAAGACUGUCCUUCACGUGGAAGUGAAGAGAAGGAACAUUUCACCUUACAGCGAUGCAAUACAGCCCCUUACACUACUUGUAGUCGGCUGCUGACCAAAUGUGAUUUAAAAUUAAAUAAACAUUUAAGAGAUUA